AUGGGUGCUAAAGUUCCUCGAAAUUUCCGGCUCCUAGAAGAGCUGGAGAAAGGCGAGAAAGGCCUUGGUGCUGAGGCAUGCUCAUAUGGUCUGGCAGAUGGCGAUGACCUGAUGAUGACGAAUUGGAAUGGUACCAUCCUCGGACCGCCUCACAGCGCUCAUGAGAAUCGGAUCUACAGUGUCAACAUCCACUGUGGCGACAACUACCCUGACCUCCCACCUACAAUCCAGUUUGUGUCCAGAAUAAACUUACCCUGCGUUGAUCAAAAGACUGGAAAGGUUGAUCCCUCCAAACUACCGUGCCUGGCAAACUGGAAGCGAGAUUUUACCAUGGAGACCAUCCUCAUUGAGUUGCGAAGAUACAUGGCGCUUCCUCAGCAUAAGAAACUUCCACAACCUCAAGAAGGCCUGUCCUUGUACAAGGCCCUCCUGAAAGAAUGCACACGACUCCCCUUCGCAGGAGGGAGCAGCAAGACCAAUGGCAUCACUGAGACCCUCCAGGACCUCAUAAGAUAUCGAUUUCGGAAGGACCGCAAAGUCCAGUCUCCGACCCAAAUAGUACAUGGCAUUGAAGCAGGCCAUCGUUUUCUCGACCUCUUGCGCGCUUGUACCAUCCAGUCCGGCGAAGCCCUCGGACGACUCGGCGAGAUUCUCGAGGUGACAACAGCCCAAGCGGAGGACACAGCGGCGCAUCGCUCCAAACUUGCCACUCUCAAGAAGCCCCCGCGGCCCUCGCGACUCAAGUAUAUCGAGCACGUCAAACGAAUUCGGGAUCCAGCAAACCAUGUGUCAUACCCUACUCCGCGGAUCUUCGAGGAACCACGCCCUUUGUCCAAAAUCAAAUCUGGAGUUCGCAAGGUCCCAAACUUGAUUGUGACUCAGGGUAUUCCGGUGCUGAAAUAUCCAGGCCCGCAACCGGUGCUCUUGAAUCGUGUAAUAAAGUCGAAAAUUACAUGGGGGGUCAAGAUGUUCCAAAAACAUCUCGCGUUGGAACAAGCUGCGCACCUCGCCGAGUGCGAGGACGAAUGGGAUAUGAUUCUCCGAGAAGAGCAUGGAGUCUUGGAGCCCGGAGCUCACGAGGAGGACAACGAUGGAUCCAGUGAAUCGCUCGGUACGGGUGAGGGGGAAACUACUUGGGCCGCGACCAUACGCGCCGCCGACAUGGGAAUCGCGAAGAAAGUCAUGGCGCGCAACCGCCAGAACGCCGAGAUGGGCGCGAAGCUUUGGCAGGUUGUGCUCAGGGAGAGGGAAUUGAAAGAGCAGGAAAGGAGGGAAGCAAAAAGACAACGUCGCAACGAGAGAAGAAUUGCUGCCGUUGCCGAAUGGGCGGACAAUCUCUCGGACAGCUCUAAAGAAGCAGAAACACCGUCUUGA
This is a messenger RNA of Rhinocladiella mackenziei CBS 650.93, 1374 nucleotides long. RefSeq lists its product as uncharacterized. The transcript has 6 exons. Lineage: Eukaryota; Fungi; Ascomycota; Eurotiomycetes; Chaetothyriales; Herpotrichiellaceae. The record is from RefSeq and is a predicted model, not a curated record. Gene Ontology annotation, cellular component: nucleus. Gene Ontology annotation, biological process: protein K63-linked ubiquitination; DNA damage tolerance. Bases 1 to 1374 code for a protein of 457 amino acids.